This is a messenger RNA of Echinops telfairi (small Madagascar hedgehog), 429 nucleotides long. RefSeq names its product group IIE secretory phospholipase A2. Bases 1 to 429 code for a protein of 142 amino acids. Gene Ontology annotation, biological process: negative regulation of T cell proliferation; phospholipid metabolic process; arachidonate secretion. The record is from RefSeq and is a predicted model, not a curated record. Gene Ontology annotation, molecular function: phospholipid binding; calcium ion binding. NCBI's taxonomy places the organism in Eukaryota, Metazoa, Chordata, Mammalia, Afrosoricida, Tenrecidae. The transcript is spliced from 4 exons.
AUGAGGCCACCCCCUCUUCUCACCUGCCUUUGCCUCCAGGUGGCCCUGGCCAGCGGGAACCUGCUGCAGUUCGGGGUAAUGAUCGAGAGGAUGACGGGGAAGCCAGCCCUGCAUUACAAUGACUAUGGCUGCUACUGCGGCAUCGGGGGCUCCAACUGGCCCGUGGACCAGACCGACUGGUGCUGCCACGCCCAUGACUGCUGCUAUGGGCGCCUGGAGAAGCUGGGCUGUGAGCCCAAACUGGAGAAGUAUCUGUUCGCCCCCAGCAAGCACAACAUUGUCUGUGCCGGCAGGACCACCUGCCAGCGGCUGACCUGCAUGUGUGACAGGAAGGCUGCACUCUGCUUUCGCCACAAUCUGGGCACCUACGACCGCAAAUACGCCCAUUACCCCAACAAGCUGUGUACUGGACCCACCCCGCCCUGCUAA